Messenger RNA from Prorocentrum cordatum, 783 nucleotides. The record is from the annotation of a GenBank genome assembly. Lineage: Eukaryota; Dinophyceae; Prorocentrales; Prorocentraceae.
AUGGACGCCGCGCCAGGCAGCGCCGCAGGUGGCGCCGCCCCCGCGGCGCUGGCAGCCGACGCGUCGCUCGCGGCGGAGGCCGCCGGUGCCGGCGAGCGCUCGCCGAUUGGAGGCGCCGCCGCGGCCGGCGAGGGGCCGCCCGCAGAGGCCGCCGCGGGGACCUCGGCGUGCGACGCGCGAGGAGCGAACGGCGCCUCCGGCAGCCCCGCGAGGCAGAGGUCGGGGCCUGGCACCGCUGGGCUCGCGCGCCAGCUGGCGGAGGUGCUGCGGCGCCUGGCGGACCACGAGGCCCUGCUGAGGCGGCUGCUGGAGCAGGGCGCCGGAGCCCAGGCGAGCGAGGCGCUCGCGCUGCAGGGCGUGGACCGCAAGGUGGAGCGGCUCCUGCGGCAGGUCGGGAGGCCGGGCGAGCCCGACGCCGCCCCGGACGCGGCCGCCCGCCCACGGCCCGGGGCCGCGGCGCCGCGCCGGCCGCGCGAGGGGAUCCGGGAGCUGGCCGUCUGGUCCUCGUGCGCGAGCUCCGUCCGGCGGAAGGGCGAGAGGACGCGCCGAGCGUCGCCGAGUCGGAGAGCGCCGAGAGGUCGCAGAGCACCAGCCGCAGUCCGCGCACGCGCUCCGCCCAGGUCGCCCCGACUGGUCGCCGACGCUUGGACCAUGGGGACAAGGGCUGCCGCACCGUUGACAGUUUCUUUUCCACCGCGUCGGGUCUGGACCGGGCUAGGAGGCCAGGGCUUGUUGGAAAGAUCGUUCGCAGUCCAGCGUUCGACGGCCUGUGCGCGUUCGUGA